AUGAUGGCUUGCUCAGAACCUGUGAGUUCAGUGGUAGAGAAUAUGUCAGUGGCUACUGCACCCAGGAAGCCUCGGAUUUUACUUGCUACUAGUGGGAGUGUUGCUGCGGUUAAAUUUGCAAAUCUUUGUCAUUGUUUUUGUGAAUGGGCCGAAGUAAGAGCAGUUGCCACAAAUCCAUCUUUGCAUUUUAUUGACAGAACAACGAUUCCCAAGGAUGUGAUUUUGUAUACCGACAAUGAUGAAUGGUCUAGUUGGAAGAAACUAGGCGAUAGCGUGCUUCACAUUGAGCUUCGCAAAUGGGCUGAUAUCAUGGUCAUUGCUCCAUUAUCGGCAAACACUCUUGGCAAGAUUGCUGGAGGGUUGUGUGACAAUCUAAUGACAUGUAUUGAGUUUUUAGAGCAACUACGUGUAGAGAGGAUAAAGGAGAUUCUUGAUCACAAUUGGUUAAGUGCAUCUAUUAUCACUGUAUUUUCCAGGUAUUUGUAUGACAAGUUUAUUAGUCCAAAUGGAUUAAUAAAUAAGUCCAAUUGUUGUUCAUUUCUAGAUACUUGA
This is a messenger RNA of Vicia faba (fava bean), 552 nucleotides long. The record is from the annotation of a GenBank genome assembly. NCBI's taxonomy places the organism in Eukaryota, Viridiplantae, Streptophyta, Magnoliopsida, Fabales, Fabaceae.